AUGACUGCAACAUCAUUACAAACAGCAACAUUGACGGCCACCACUUCCUGCAGCGAUGUCAUCCAACCUUCAGUUUCAAGUACCCGCCACUCUUGGGCUUGCAACUGCUGUCACAUCUCAUUCGACAAUGGAACAGUACAGAGAGAGCACAUGAAGAGCUCCUGGCAUGUUUAUAAUCUCAAGCGGCGAAUUGCUUCAUUGCCCCCGAUAUCACUGGCCGUCUUCGACGGCCAAGUUCAACCCCGUUGCGAAGCCUCAGAAAGCACAAUUAAGGCAGCGAUAGUUGAUAAUAAAGAAGAAGAAGAUGAGGUUGUCUCGCCACGGCAGUGUCUCUUCUGUCAUCAGAGAUUUGACGGUGACGCCGAUGACUUCGAGGACAUGCUUGAGCACAUGUCCACUGCGCACGGCUUGUUCAUCGCCGACCACGACAGAAUAUCGGAUCUGGAGUCGUUCCUUGGGUAUCUGACCACCGAGGUGCGAGUGUGGCAUGAGUGCCUAUACUGCGGGACUACCAGGACUUCUACGUUGGCAAUUCAGAGCCACAUGAGGGAUAGUGCGCAUUGCAAGCUCAACUUCGACAGGGAACCCGAGCUCUUGGACUUUUGGGAGGAAAGAAGCGAUGAAGAUGGCAGCUCAUUGGGGCCUGUCAGGCCAGGUCUGGAAUGCGAGGAGGUCAAACCAAAGACCUCGAGAGUAUCUCACCAAAGGCGAGCCAAAGCGGCGAGAGUAAGAGGAGCACGUUUACUGUUACAAACUAGUGCAGCACCCAUGCUGCCUCCACGAGGACGCCAGGAGCAGAGCUGUCGUCAGCUUUCACGCAGGGAUGAGAUGGGCAUCCAGAACAUUGGGCCGCAGCAACGGCAUGCCCUUAUGAUGGCGGUCCAAAGAUCGCAAAAAGUAGAAGAGAGCGCUUCGCGGGCGAGCGAGUGGUCGUACGCCAGGAAGGCCAACAAGCAGAAGCACGAUCAGGCUCAUGGACCUCUGUCGUGGGCGAAGGGAGGCCUGCAUCAGCUGCUGCCAAGAUAG
Molecule: messenger RNA, 1026 nt
Organism: Paraphaeosphaeria sporulosa
Lineage: Eukaryota; Fungi; Ascomycota; Dothideomycetes; Pleosporales; Didymosphaeriaceae
Exons: 2
Coding region: 1-1026 (341 amino acids)
Biological process (GO): ribosomal large subunit biogenesis
Cellular component (GO): preribosome, large subunit precursor
Source: RefSeq, a predicted model, not a curated record